AUGAAUCGCAGGUGGAUCUUGACUGGCCAGAGAGGCUUUGAGAAAAGCCUCAAGUACGAGGAGAACGUGCCGCAGGCCGAUAAGUUGGCAGCUCACGAGGUUCUGGUGGAGCUGCACGGUGCUAGCUUGAACUAUCGCGAACUCGCAAUCGCAGACACAACAGGUACGGCAGCUACCGCCGGCGUUAUUCGACAACACGUCGUGCCUGGUUCUGAUGGUGCCGGCAUUGUCAAGGCGAUUGGCAGUGCCGUAACAGCCUUUAAGACCGGUGACCAUGUCGUCACUCACCUAGCUCCCAAACAUGCCGAGCGUUGCGGGGAUUAUGAGUUGCCGGUUUACCAAGACAUUGUGGAUGGUCUUGGCCAGACUAUUGACGGAACUCUACAAUCAGAAGGCAGAUUCACAGAAAGCGGGCUUGUUCAUGUCCCUACAUCUCUUGGGUGGCCGGAAGCUGCAACUUUGACUUGCAGCGGCCUCACCGCCUGGAACGCACUCUUCGGCCUCAAAGGUAGAGAGCCUCAAUCCGGUACAUGGGUGCUUGUUCAAGGAACAGGUGGUGUGAGCAUUGCCGCGCUUCAAUUGGCGGUAGCUGCUGGAGCUACCGUCGUCGCCACGACAUCAUCCGCAGAAAAGGAGGAGAGGCUGAAGGCACUCGGCGCAAGCCACACUACUAGCUAUCGAGACAACCCCGAGGACUGGGGUGUCAAGACGAGGAACUUCACUCCAAAUCAGGAUGGCUUCGACAUUGUUGUCGAUGUUGCCGGCAACGACUCACUAUCUCAAUCGCUCACCGCGGUGAAGACAAAUGGUGUGGUUGUCUCUGCAGGCUUGGUCGGAGGCAAAGCCGAGGCUGUGCCCAUGCUGGCUGCUCUCAUGCGCCCAUGCAUUGUCAGGGGCGUGAUCUUGGGAAGUCGGGCACAAUUCCAAGAUAUGAUCCAGUUUAUCGAGGAGAAGAACGUCAAACCGGUUAUCGAUGACAAGACUUUUGAGCUCGCGGAGGCAAAGGCUGCUUAUGCGCGAUUGAAGGAGAAGAAGCACUUCUCCAAAAUUGUUAUCAAGAUUGACCACUGA
Messenger RNA from Colletotrichum abscissum, 1071 nucleotides. Its product is annotated as zinc-containing alcohol dehydrogenase. Gene Ontology annotation, molecular function: oxidoreductase activity. The coding region runs from base 1 to 1071 and encodes 356 amino acids. The transcript has 2 exons. NCBI's taxonomy places the organism in Eukaryota, Fungi, Ascomycota, Sordariomycetes, Glomerellales, Glomerellaceae. The record is from RefSeq and is a predicted model, not a curated record.